AUGAACAACAUCACAGAGUGUGACUCUGUGACAUUGUUCAUCUGUUGGGACUCUGUGACAUUCCUUUUCUCUUCAACCCACAACUUCACCACCACUCUGUCAACACCAACAACUCCACCUCACCACCAUGUCACUGUCAUGCCAGGUCACGCAACCCACCACUGCAAAGAACCCUGGCUGCCCAAACUGACAAUGACCACCCAACAAACAACACACAAAUGGCCACCACCCACAAAAAUCAAUGACCAGCACCCACGAAAGUCGACGCACAUGCCCAUGGUGCACCCACCCCAAUGCAACAAGGAUGCUGAUGGCGCACAACGACACACAACAUUGUCACGGAACAACUACAACCACCCCGGCACCACAAGAAUGACACAGCAGCGCCACAUCACCAACCCCCAGCAAACACACGACAUUGAAGGAGAUCGACGGCAGGCGAGGACGACGGUGACGAGGUUGUGCCGUACCCAGCCUGUCGUCAUUGGUCGUCUUUGUUUCACCUGGCAGACCACAAUGACUGCCCUAAAAAUGAAGACAACAAUGGAUGAAGGUGUGGGUGGUGGACCAUGGACGAAGACGAACACUCACGGAUGA
Molecule: messenger RNA, 597 nt
Organism: Laccaria bicolor S238N-H82
Lineage: Eukaryota; Fungi; Basidiomycota; Agaricomycetes; Agaricales; Hydnangiaceae
Exons: 2
Coding region: 1-597 (198 amino acids)
Source: RefSeq, a predicted model, not a curated record